This is a messenger RNA of Plutella xylostella (diamondback moth), 3215 nucleotides long. Its product is annotated as rab-like protein 6. The record is from RefSeq and is a predicted model, not a curated record. Gene Ontology annotation, cellular component: nucleus; cytosol. Lineage: Eukaryota; Metazoa; Arthropoda; Insecta; Lepidoptera; Plutellidae. Gene Ontology annotation, molecular function: GTPase activity; GTP binding.
UAAUACGUCACCUUGACAAAAAAUCAUUGUAAAAGUUAAAGUUUGUUUAUUUCUUCAAUUAUUUAUAAUUUUAUGAAAUCUAAAUCUAUCUUCCCUUCAGUUUAUUCAUUAUUACCUAUAUAGAUGAAAUCUUAAACCAUAGGUAAACUAUAGUUUGUAGAAAAUGUUUUCUGCUCUAAAGAAACUAGCAAAAAGCGGCGAUGAUCGCUGCCAAGCUCCGGUUCCCAUGUCUUCCUCGUUGCAGAAGAAGUUUUCCAGAGGAGUGCAUUAUAAUAUGAAAAUCUUAAUAAAAGGUGAUAGAAAUGUUGGAAAGUCCUGCCUCCUUCAAAGACUGCAAGGUGGACCGUUCAUUGAAAAUUAUGUACCAACUGAGCAAAUCCAAGCUGCACCGAUUCACUGGACUUAUAAAAAUACAGACCACAUUGUUAAGGUAGAAGUGUGGGAGGUAGUGGAUAAAGGGAGGGCUAAGAAGAAGCCUCCUCUAGGACUGAAGCUAGAGAAUGAGUCAGCCCCAGCACAAGAGGAUGGUUAUGAAACACCGGUGCUUGACGCAACCUUCCUGGAUGUGUACAAGAAUGCCAAUGGAGUCAUUCUGAUGUUAGAUAUCACAAAACCUUGGACAUUUGAGUAUGUGGUGAAGGAGCUGGGCCGGGUGCCAGCGGACCUGCCCGUGGUGGUGCUCGGCAACCACUGCGACAUGCAGCACCACCGCCAGGUGCACCCGCACCAUAUUGACCAGGCCCUGCACCAGGCUAGGCUUACCAGAACGGCCCCAGUCCGCUACGCAGAAUCCUCAAUGCGGAACGGGUUCGGUCUGCGACUGCUGCACAAGUUCCUCAAUGUACCGUUCCUGCGCCUGCAGCGGACCAGCCUGCUGGAGCAGCUGCAGCGGAACCAGAGGGACAUUGAGGGGGCUGAUCAUGAACUUGAUGAGUUUCAGAACUCCGAAGAGUGCAAGUACGACACAUUCGUGGAGCGUCUCACGAGCGCGCGGCGCUCGAGCGCGGAGCCGGCGCGCGCGCCCGAGCGCUCCCCGAGCAUCGUGCUGGGCGGCGGGAAGCCCAUCGUGCCGCCCGGUGUUAACCCGCUUUUGGCGCAAUCGCUAAACCCAGCCACCAAGCCUGCACAGAGUGUGACAGAGAACUCUCAGCCGAAACAGACCCAGUAUGUGAGCGCAGAGCUGAUGAAGCCCAAUCAUACAGUCAGCAUGGACUUCACACCGCCCAGGCCGGUUAAGGACAGCACCCCCGGCACCCCGGGCACCCCUGCGGCCCCGGGCACUGCGGGCGCGCUUGACGAGUUCUACGCGGGCACGCUAGACAGCAGCUUCCUCGACGACCUGACUCCCGGAUCUAAUAACGCACAGGACACGCAGUAUGAUAGUGACAGUGACGAAAACAGCACAAUAAACCCCAUGGUAACCAUCGACCAAGACGACCUCGACGUAGACUACGCACCAGCCGCGUCGCGCACCGUCGUGGACUCCAGACACAAACUCAACGACAUGUUCACACAACAACUGCUCAUUAGGAAAGAUAGUGUGAAGUCUGAAAAGAGCGGGUCGGCGGAUAGAGAGCAUGAUGUGAAUGAUGUGAACAUGGAUAACGAUUUCACGCUGUGGGCUGGGGACUGCAGUGCUAGGCGGUCUCCAGAAGGUGGAGAGGAUCCUGAUAACGCCAAAGAAGCAGCUGAGAAGGCCGAAAAGAAGCACAAGAAAAAGAAGUCCAAAGACAAGGACCGCGGCGACUACAGCGACAAAUCCGAAAGGAAAGACAAGAAGAGCAAACACAAGAAGUCCAAGAGUGACAAGGACAGACAGAACCCGCAGCAAGCGCUGCUGUCUCCCAACGACACGUCAGUGUCUUAUGACGACUACGAUAGUAUUUGAGUAAGACAUCUUGACUUCAAAGUUUUGCACUACUGGGGGCGCCACUAACGACGUCUUUGGGCCUUAAAUACCUACAUAUCAUGUUUGUUUUUUGUAAGCUAGCAUUAGGUUUGUUAUUAGUUUUUAUACGACGUUUUUGGGUGUAGAAUCACCUCAUGAAUUAUUUAUUAUGUAUCUGGUAAGGUGUCCUACCUUGGGUUUUCGGCACUGUAAAAUGGUGAGCUGUUUGAUUCACUUUAAAAAACGUACUUUUUGUAUGUAUUUCGGGUCCAGAGAAAAUAUAAAUUUUAAAUAUCUUGCCAAAAUCGUAGGUUAUAUUUUGGAGGCGACCCCUGGGUGAUGAGGAAGCUUACUUGGUCGAUGUUAUUGUCAAUUUAAAAUAAAUAAUUACUAUGGCGAUUCUUAUGGAAACGAUUUUUAAAUAUUUCUAGAUGUGUCUUAUGCUGUAACUAGGUACUUAUACUCUGUCCAUUAUAUUAUUGGUUUCUUGACAGUCGAAAUCCCAUACAUAUUUGAUGACUGCAAAGGAAAACCAACUUUACAUACCAGACAUAAGGAAACGUCAAGAAUACAAUAACAUAGUGGAAGCUCUAUAAUCUCUAAAAUAUUUGAUAUGCCCGUAGACGGGGUUUUAUCACAGAAAGAUCCAAAUAUCAAAACAGCCUGUAUUAGCAUGAUCCUAUUGAAAACAAGUCUUAGUUAUGAUGUUUUUAAUGACGACAACGCAAUAUGCAAUGCUUUGGAUUUUCAGAGAAGGGUGGCAGACUUGUUGACAUAUUUAUGUACCUACCUACAUAAUAAGAAAUCUCAAUGCUCGGGCUCGAAAGAUCUGAAACAAAAUCGAUGUAAUAUUAUUAUUGAAUAUAUCUACCUAUGAACUUAUUAUUACUUUUAUUGUAUUGGUGUUGAAGUCUCACUCUCAUUUCAAUCACUAAUUGAUGAAAUUAAUCAUCAAUAUAAUUAUAAUUUAAGAUCUCUUUAAUCAUUCCAAUUGACUGCUUUAAGUGUGUUUCUAUCUACUAUUUACGUAAAUAUAACUCCUUAUGUAUAACUUUACUGUAUCUGGUUCUUUACGUAUAGACCGCAUUUAUAAUUUUGCUAUAAGUGUAUAUCUCAGUAUUUACUUUAUUUAUAAGCAUUUACCUACUAUUAUUAUGAUAUGACUGAACUGCGCAAAAGGUGACAGCUAUUUUAUGAAAUGUACUCAUAUGGAAACAAAUGCGUAUGCGUAUAGGUAUAUGUUACUGCGUUAUUAAAUAUUUAAGAAUUUUAUCAUGGUGAUGUUAUAUGUAUGUUAUAUUGUGGAAUAAAUGAUUAUGCAAAUUAA